This is a messenger RNA of Durusdinium trenchii, 674 nucleotides long. Lineage: Eukaryota; Dinophyceae; Suessiales; Symbiodiniaceae. The record is from the annotation of a GenBank genome assembly.
CUGUCAUGUGCUUGUCGAACACCACCAGGUUGCACAAUGAUACACGAAAUACCUGUAAACUGUUCAGACACAUGGGAAGCAUGCGGAAAAGAGUGCCGGCGGCAAUGGUAUUCCUGUUUGCAUAUCAGGUGAGCAAGCAUCUUGCAAACUUCAGUGUGCAGAGGGCACCAAACGCACCUGUAUCUUUAGCGCUCGCCAGUUUUUUCCGACGACGUGGCAGCAGCAGGAGAUGUUAUGCGAUACCCAGCAGUCCAAGCUGCAUACGCCGGGUUUGGUACUCUUCAAAAAUUCACAGAUUUGCUCAACUCGUUCAACACUGCUGGCAAUGCUUGGCGAAACUGGACAGCUUCAGUGAGAAGUGCGACUUUUUACAAGAUUGGUGACAAUAUUCCCAAGCACACAUCAAGCCUCAUUCAGAGUAUGGAGGCAAACAUUCGAGGUGGCAGCAACUUCCUAAUAUCAGAUGCCCAAAAAGCUGAAUUGCCAAGUGAACCAGUGAGAUCCACCUACCUUGAACAGCUCAUGGUCGCGGUGUUGUGCGACAAAAGUCCAGGCAUGUCAGCUGUCUAUGCUGAGGCUGGCACUAGAGCUGUCGCUCUCUUUGCGAAGGUUUGUAGUCCAGCACUGAAAAGCAUGAGAAGUUGGGUGACCUCCGGAAUCUUCCUUUGAAGACU